GCCAUCCUUCUUUCCCGUCUAGACAUGCCCGUCGCGACUUACCAGUACCAAGCGCUCAAAGAGGCCCUCGCCGCUUCCAUCUCCACCGCCGGCGACGUGCGCCGCCCCCACGCCCUCGCCGUAGUGUCCGGUCUCGCCGUCAACGGCUACGUCGUCUCCCUCCUCGUAUCCCGCUACUUCCGCCUCGGCGCCGCCAAUGCCGCGCGCAGGGCGUUCGACGCUGUUCCCCUUCCCCGGGCAGAAUCGUCCCCCGUUUCGGCGCCGCCUAAGCCCCUCCUCUACAACUCCAUGAUCCGAGGGUACCUCGCUCUCGGCCUCCCCCGCCUGGCGGUCGGUGUCUUCCGCGAGAUGGCGUGCCCGCCCGACCGCCACACGUACCAACUCGCCAUGACGGCGUGCGCUCGCGCGGCGGAGUUUGAGCUCGGCCGGCGUGUCGGGAGCGAAGCGUGCUCCAGAGGGUUUUCGGCCGACCUCCUGGUUGGGACGGCGCUGGUCGUCACGUAUUCUGAAGCAGGUGACAUGGCGGCCGCUCUCAGGGUGUUUGAUGGAAUGCCGCACCGCGAUGAUGUGGUGUGGAAUGCCCUCAUUGCUGGCUAUGCCCGUGCGAGUUGUAUGGGAGAGGCUCUCGGGUUGUUUGCAAGGAUGAGGAUGGUGGAUGGAGUGUCUCCGACUGAGGCGACUCUGGUGAGCUUGGUUUCCGGGUUUGCAAUCUAUGCUUCUCGGAAGGUCUGCUAUAUGAUGCAUGCUGUUGUAGUUAGGUCUGGUUUCCACCUUAACGUCUGUGUUUGCAACGCUCUCCUGGAGCUUUAUCUUUACUCCGGCUGUUUGAGGGAGGCUGUGAUGCUGUUUCGUCAGAUGGAGGGGAAAGAUCCCAUCACUUGGAGCACGAUGAUUGGUGGGCUUGUUCGGAAUGGACGACCGAAUUCUGCUCUUAACGUUUUCCAUUGGAUGUUGUCAAAUUCGAGUGUGUCGGCCACUAGGUCCAUCUUGCUUAAUGUCAUUGCGGCCUGCGCUGAGCUGGGGGAGUGGAAACAAGGAAGAUGGAUUGAACAAAGCUAUGUGCUGGCUAGUUCUAGUGAAUUCAAUAGAGAUCCAUCUUUGGUAACUUCACUGAUAUAUAUGUAUGCAAAGUGUGGACAGUUAGAUUCUUCAAUCGCUCUUCUACAUGGAGUCGCAGCAAUGAGAGAUGACAUAGUUGCAUGGAAUGCCAUUAUCAAAGGCUGUGGAGUUCUUGGACAAGUGGGAAAGGCAAUAGGAUUUGCAGUGGAAAUGCAGAGGGUAGGCGUUGAUCCAGAUGCUGUCACAUUCUUGGAGAUCCUACCUAUGAUUUCUUUGAUUCCAUCACUGAAGAAGGGGAUGGAAGCACAUGGUCAGAUUGUUAAAAGAGGUUUCCAGAAUGAAAGGACAAUUGCUAAUUCACUCAUUACCAUGUAUGGUCGAUGCGGGGAUCUUAGACAUUCAUUUGACACCUUUACUGGGAUUCUGGACAAGGAUGUAAUCUCUUGGACUUCUAUGGUUCAGGUAUAUGCCUGGAAUGGACAUGCUGCUGAAGUUGUCGAGCUUUUUGAGCUGAUGAAGAAAACAGAAGUGAAACCGAACCGCUACACCUUUCUUGCUGUGCUGUCUGCAUGUAAGAACACAGGUCUUGUUGAAGAGGGAAUGUACUUGCUCAAGUUCAUGGAAGAGCAAUAUGGUCUUGAGCCUGAUGUUGAGCAUAUUUCAUGUGUUGUUGAUAUGCUCUGUCGUACUGGACGCUUGACUGAUGCAUAUGACCUGGUAAAAGGUACUAAUUCUGAACGUGUAGACAAUCAUAUAUUAUGGGGGAUAUUGCUAAGUGCUUCCCGUUCAUCUGGGGAUUUGGUGAUUGGGGAAGAAGCUGCCAGACAUCUCUUGUCUCUGGAUCCAGAAAAUCGAGCCAACUAUAAAAUGCUUGCGGAUAUUUAUGUCUCGCUUGGGAGAAGGGAUAGUGCUAAUAAUAUCCUUAGACUAUCAUUGUCAAGAGGGCUAGACUCGAAACCAGGCUGCAGCUGGACUGAAGGUGGCUGAAUGUUGCAAAUACAUGCUAGAUGAAUCAGGAUUUGGAAAACAUUUUUCCUUUAUCUCGGAUCAAGAACAACUUCUCUGGAGAUAUAUCCCACAAUCUAGCAAGGUGUGAUCUGAGCCUGUGUAUGAGUGAAUGAACAGUGUAAAAAAACGGAAUUAACUCCAGACUAUUGACAGAAACAAGAAAUUUCUGAAUAAUAACGGAGUUGUAUCAAAUCGGCCUUGAUGUGGACGCACAGCAGUGGUAACCGGGCUGCUUCAGUGCUGGGUCAUCUUCAGGAGGUUGCUGUCCAAAGAUCAUCUCGCAGCUCAUGUCUUCAAAAUCUGAACAGUAACAAUACGAUUGACAUAAGAUAGCCUCUUGUGGAUCAGAGCAAAGGAAGCUUACUGGGUGACAUGUACACAGAAACUCCGAGUGAAUCUUGCAUAAACUUCUGGGAUGGGAUCUUGCAAAGAAGGUAUUUUUCAUCUAUUCGCCUAGGCAGUUUGUGGAGUGUGAGUAGGAACAUCAGUCUGCCACAAUUGCGACAUGGCCAAUACAAGUGGGAUGACAGCUUUAGUACUUUCUUGCCUUUCCUUUCAAGUGGAUUUACUUGAGGCUCACCAGAAGCACUAGCAUGGAGUCUUUCUUUGAAUGAUGCCCUCCUUGAGGGCAUCAUACUUAUUUUAUGUACUGAAAUAGUACAUUAUUACAUGGAGCAAGAACAUGUCAAGGAGAGAAAAUCUGUUGAUAUAAUACCUCACAUGGUCCGACGAGCCAAGGGAAGAAUAUGGUGGUGAAGGCAGCAAAGUACUCCCUGGAAAAUCUUGAAGGUGGCAUCAUCACCUUUAUCUGCCCAAACAUAAUUCUGUCAAACCAAAUCCAGGUAAAAAGCAGAGACAUUUUUACUGUUCCCCCCUCCCUUUUCAGAGAUAACCCCCUCCAUGUCCAAAAAGAAGGCCUAUAAAUUUGGAAGCAAAAAAUUUGCAUGGUUUGCUUUAGCAUUCAAGAAAAAAAUAAAUGAAAUCCUAUAUACUCCUUCCGACCCAUAAUAUAAGAGCGUUUUUGACACUAGUGUAGUAUAAAAAACGCUCUUAUAUUAUGGGAUGGAGGGAGUUUUUUUUGUUGUUUACUUUUGUUUUUGUUGAGAAAAUCACUGGUGGGAUAACAUAGCCGGCUGAAUUUUAUUACAAAGUUAAUUAUGCAUGGGGCUGGGGCAUGUACUUGCCAUUGUGACGA
Hordeum vulgare subsp. vulgare (domesticated barley) is the source of this 3262-nucleotide messenger RNA. RefSeq names its product pentatricopeptide repeat-containing protein At5g39350-like. Bases 25 to 2046 code for a protein of 673 amino acids. Gene Ontology annotation, molecular function: protein binding; RNA binding. NCBI's taxonomy places the organism in Eukaryota, Viridiplantae, Streptophyta, Magnoliopsida, Poales, Poaceae. The transcript has 8 exons. Gene Ontology annotation, biological process: RNA modification. The record is from RefSeq and is a predicted model, not a curated record.